This is a messenger RNA of Sitophilus oryzae (rice weevil), 1203 nucleotides long. Its product is annotated as piggyBac transposable element-derived protein 3-like. The record is from RefSeq and is a predicted model, not a curated record. The transcript has a single exon. Gene Ontology annotation, molecular function: sequence-specific DNA binding. Lineage: Eukaryota; Metazoa; Arthropoda; Insecta; Coleoptera; Curculionidae. The coding region runs from base 1 to 1203 and encodes 400 amino acids.
AUGUAUUGGGAGAAAUCCAAAGAUACAAAUAACCAACUUGUUUGUGAAGCCAUAUCUAGGAAUAGGUUCAAGUAUAUUAUACAAAAUUUACAUUGCUGCGACAAUAAUAAUUUGUUGAAUACUAAUGAUAAGUUUGCUAAGAUUCGCCCUCUUAUUGACGCACUAAAUAAAAGAUUUAUCGACUUUGCACCCUUUCAGGAGAAUCAUAGUGUAGAUGAAAGUAUGGUUCCAUAUUUUGGACGCCAUGGAACCAAGCAGUUCAUCAAAGGAAAGCCCAUCAGAUGGGGUUAUAAGUUUUGGGCCGGUACUACGAAAACUGGUUAUGUUGAAUGGUUUGAGCCUUACCAGGGUUCGACAACAAUUAUUGCGGAUGAAUAUAAAGAAUUAGGUCUUGGAGCUAGUGUAAUUCUACAGUUUGCUCAUGUUCUUCAAGAAAGAUUUCCCAAUACUCCGUUCCACUUAUAUUUUGACAAUUUUUUUACUACACUUGCUUUGUUGGAAAAACUGACAGAUAUGGGUUUGAAGGGAACUGGAACUAUCAGAGAAAAUCGUUUAGGCAAAGAGUGCAUUUUGACUCAUUCUAGCAUUUUGAAAAAAAAAGAUAGAGGUUUAUUUGAAUUUUGUACUUCAGAUGAUAACAAAAUAAUCUUAUGCAAGUGGCAUGACAAUAGUGUUGUCACGAUUGCUUCAAAUGCCACCAAAGUUAUGCCAACUUUACCUGUAAAACGAUUUUCUCAGAAAGAGAAGAAAAAUGUAUAUGUUCCCCAACCUCAUGCUAUAAAAAAAUAUAACGAGAAUAUGGGAGGGGUUGAUAGAGCGGACCAGAACAUUAGUCUAUAUAGAACGUCAAUAAGAGGAAAAAAAUGGUAUUUUCCCCUAAUUUGCCACUGUCUAGAUAUGGCUUUACAUAACGCGUGGCAGCUUUAUCGAGAAAGUAAUGGCAAAAAGGACCAUUUACAUUUCAGGCAGUCAGUUGCUCUCGGUAUUUUAGAAACUUUUAAAAAAUCAUCGAAAAGAGGCCCUAGUCGCAAUUCUGCUAAUUUACAUGAGCAUUCGAGAUAUGACCGACUAGACCAUUUAGUUACUUAUCAAGAAAAACAGACAAGGUGUGGUAUUUGUCAUAAAAAAUGUAAUUUCACCUGUCAGAAAUGUGAAAUUGCAUUACAUCCUAAAAAUUGUUUUGUGAGUUAUCAUACAGCUUAA